Dendronephthya gigantea is the source of this 952-nucleotide messenger RNA. RefSeq names its product membrane progestin receptor gamma-B-like. The record is from RefSeq and is a predicted model, not a curated record. Bases 3 to 929 code for a protein of 308 amino acids. Gene Ontology annotation, cellular component: membrane. The transcript is spliced from 2 exons. NCBI's taxonomy places the organism in Eukaryota, Metazoa, Cnidaria, Anthozoa, Malacalcyonacea, Nephtheidae. Gene Ontology annotation, molecular function: signaling receptor activity.
CAAUGGGUUUACAUCGAGACGAGGUACCAGACUCCUACCAAGACAAAUACAUCCUCUCGUCAUACCGCCCCGCUGGAAUCACGGCCACUCAAAGCGUUCUGAGCAUCUUCCAAUGGCACAACGAAACAUUCAACUUUUGGACGCAUUUUCUAGUCUUCGCAUACUUCGCUUGGAAAUGCUUCAAUCUAGAUUUGCCAUUGUUCGAGGAACCGUAUUACUGGCCGGUCCUCUGCGUCGGGAUUGGCUCAUGCUUAUACCCCCUGCUGAGCUCCGUUGCGCAUGCGUUCUCUUCGAUGGACAUCAAAGUUCGCCAUUUUGUAUUCUACUUGGACUACAUGGGGAUAAGCGUGUACAGUUGUACCACAUCCAUGGCGUUCCUAACCUACACCGCACCGGAGCACGUGAGAAACUCGCAAAUGGCUUAUAUAUAUACGUACACUUGCGUGGUUUUGAUCGUAAUGUCGUUCAUAGGCUGUUGUCUAUCCAGGCAUUAUUCAAAUGCUAACAGAGCUGUCAUUCUAAGGGUCGCAGCGUUUGCUGUGCCGUUUCUAUUUGUGUGCGUCCUAAUGCUGCAUUGGUUGCUGUAUCAUAAAUCGAGUCCAAUAGACCAUCAUUACUCGCAUAUCCUAUGGAAUCCGGCGGUUGGUCUCGUAGCGGCAGUCAGGCUCCCGGAACGGCUCGUUCCACACUCGUUCGACGUCAUCGGUCAAAGCCAUCAGCUUUUUCAUAUAACAGCGUUCAUCGCAAGCAAAUAUCAAUUCGACGCGGUCAUUAGGGACUGCUUUUUUAAACGGGGCACGAUUAACGCCGACAUCGCAUCGAGACUUAGCGUUGAAGCAUUUCUCUUGGUGCUGUCCAUAGACUUUGCCAUACUGUGCUAUUUCACGAUGCGAUUACGAAAUUCAAAUGAUAAAAUAAAAAACAAGUAGUGAAUUGUAAGAUUAGAAAUAUU